Messenger RNA from Numida meleagris (helmeted guineafowl), 1192 nucleotides. RefSeq names its product NAD(P)H quinone dehydrogenase 1 (gene NQO1). Gene Ontology annotation, cellular component: cytosol. Gene Ontology annotation, molecular function: NAD(P)H dehydrogenase (quinone) activity. The transcript has 6 exons. The record is from RefSeq and is a predicted model, not a curated record. The coding region runs from base 142 to 966 and encodes 274 amino acids. Lineage: Eukaryota; Metazoa; Chordata; Aves; Galliformes; Numididae.
CUGCACGCUCCGCCUCUCGGCCGGCCCCCGGGCCUCAGCCAGCCCUGUCCCGAGCGAAGUUCAGCCCAGCAUUUGCACCGGUCGUGAGCGGUGCUGCGUUCUCUCUCCGGCCCCAGUCCUGGCAGCCGAGCAGCCCUGGCAAUGGCAGGCCGCAAGGCACUCAUCGUGCUGGCGCACCCCGAGAAAACUUCUUUCAACCACGCCAUGGCAGAAGCAGCCAGCAGCGCGCUGCGGGACAAGGGCUGGGACGUCACCAUCUCUGACCUCUACGCCAUAGGUUUCAGCGCUGUGCUCUCUCGGCACGACAUCACUGGGCCCCUCAAGAACCCUGAGCGCUUUGUCUACGAGGAGGAGACAGGACAUGCUUGGAAGGAGGGACGCCUCAGCAGCGACAUCGUCGCUGAGCAGAAGAAGAUUGAAGCGGCCGACCUGAUCAUCUUCCAGUUCCCGCUGCAGUGGUUCGGGAUGCCGGCCAUCCUCAAGGGCUGGUUUGACCGCGUUUUCACCGAGGGCUUUGCCUAUUCCAUGGCCAGCAUGUACGACCAGGGGCCCUUCCAGAAGAAGAAAGCCAUGCUGUCACUCACCACCGGCGGGAUGGGCUCCAUGUACAGCCCCAGCGGCAUCAACGGCGACAUGAACGUGCUGCUCUGGCCCAUGCAGCGGGGGGCCCUGCACUUCUGCGGCUUCCAGGUGCUGGCGCCCCAGAUUUGCUACAGUGUGCGCUAUGUGGGCCCUGAGGUGCGGGCACAGAUGCUGAGUGCAUGGAGGAGCCGCCUGGGCGCCGUGGAGCAGGAGAAGCCCCUCACCUUCAUUCCCAACAGCUGCUUUGAGCUGAGCUGGGCCGGUGGCUACGUGCUGAAGCGUGAGGUGCUGGCGCAGCAAGAGGGGCAGCAGCAUGGCCUGACAGUGGGGCAGCACUUGGGCAAGGCCAUCCCACCCGACGGGCAGGUCCGGGCUCAGGAGUAGGAGCCAGGCCCUGCACCUGUGCUGAGGCUGAGGCCUGGCCUCACAACACUGCGCUGCCAGGGCCUGUGGGCCACAAGGGCAGCCCCCGCUCCUUCAUGCUCUUCUGUUUUUCCGCUUUCUCCUUCCUGCCAUUAUUCCGCACAAUUUUACUCAAAAUUAAGGCCUUCAGGGCACAGCCUGUGGUUGGGGCCUGCGUGAACGCUGCAAUAAACUGAGGUCCAGAACA